Messenger RNA from Osmerus eperlanus (European smelt), 5193 nucleotides. It is a transcript of the gene coro2aa, whose product is annotated as coronin 2Aa. The coding region runs from base 1 to 1434 and encodes 477 amino acids. Gene Ontology annotation, molecular function: actin filament binding. Lineage: Eukaryota; Metazoa; Chordata; Actinopteri; Osmeriformes; Osmeridae. The transcript is spliced from 11 exons. The record is from RefSeq and is a predicted model, not a curated record.
AUGGGAGUCAGUCUCUCUGAGGAGUCAGUCGCUAAGGUUGUCUCACUGUGUGUGUGUGUGUUUGUGUCUCAGACAGGGAAGGUAGACCCUCACAGCCCCAGGGUGUCGGGCCACAGGGGAAACGUCCUGGACAUCAAGUGGAACCCUUUUAACGACUACUGCAUAGCUUCCUGCUCCGAGGAUGCUACGGUGAAGAUCUGGGACAUCCCGUGUAAGGGUCUGCAGAGGAACCUGACGGUGGCCAGGAAGGAGCUGCAGGGACACUCUCGCAGGGUGGGACUGGUGGAGUGGCACCCCACGGCCAGCAACAUCCUGUUCAGCACCGCCUACGACUACCAGGUGAUGGUGUGGAACCUGGAUGGGCCUGAGCUGGUGCUGAAACACCCCGUGAGGACCAUCAGUCUGCACACAGAUGUGGUGCUGUCUCUGGCCUUCAGCCCUGACGGCAGACGCAUGGCCACCUGCUGCAAGGACAAGAAGAUCCGGAUCAUAGACCCACGCUCUGGAACUCUGCUGCAGGAGGCCAACUGUAAGACUCACCGGGCCAGUAAGGUUCUGUUCCUGGGGAACAUGAAGAUGGUGCUGACCUCCGGCGGGUCCCGGUGGAACCACAGGCAGAUCGCCCUCUGGGACCAGGAGGACCUGUCUGUUCCCUUACUGCAACAUGACCUGGACGGAUCGUCAGGAGUGCUGUUCCCCUUCUACGACCCCGACACACACAUGUUGUACAUCGCGGGCAAGGGUGAUGGUAAUAUCAGGUACUAUGAGAUCAGCUCUGAGAAACCCUACAUGCACUUCCUCACAGAGUAUCGCUCCCUGCUUCCCCAGAAGGGGAUGGGCGUGAUGCCUAAGAGAGGGCUGGACGUGAACUCCUGUGAGGUGUUCAGGUUCUACAAGCUCGUCACCAUCAAGAGUCUGAUCGAACCUCUGUCCAUGAUCGUACCUCGCAGGUCGGAGUCAUACCAGGAGGACAUCUACCCCAUGACAGCAGGGAACCAGCCAGCCCUGACCGCAGAGGACUGGCUCAGUGGCAUCGACAAAGGCCCCGUCCUGAUGUCCCUGAAGCCUGGGACUCGAGUAGCCGACAGCCCCCAGGACUGGAGCUCUGGGAAGGGUCUGGGCAGCGGCCUGGACAGCCGCAGGUCCCAGAACAAGCCGGGCCUGCUACAGCUCAGCUACAUCCAAGACCAGCUGGCCACCCCGGAGGGGAGGGAGGGGAAGGAGGAGGACCAGAGUCAGACGUCGUCGCUCAGCAAUGGACAAAACCCCACACUCUACUCUCCCCCAAAGACAGAGAAUGAGCUGCGUGUGCGGUUCCACAAGCAGCAGGAUGAGAUCCGUCGUCUGCGGGAGCAGCUGAACCAAAGAGACGUCCGCAUCAGACAGCUGGAGCUGGAGAUCAACAACGUCAGGAAUGCCCACGGAGACCUCUGAGCCCCCCUCCAGCCCUCCUGCCCCCUCCAGCCCUCCUGCCCCCUCCUGGGCUCUGCUCUGACCCAGGUCCCCCUCCAGCCCUCCUGCCCCCUCCUGGGCUCUGCUCUGACCCAGGUCCCCCUCCAGCCCUCCUGCCCCCUCCUGGGCUCUGCUCUGACCCAGGUCCCCCUCCAGCCCUCCUGCCCCCUCCUGGGCUCUGCUCUGACCCAGGUCCCCCAGGUUUCCUAGCCUGAUUAUUUUCUGUCUCUUGGAACACUUCUUUUUCCCUCACUUUUUUGGUUGAGGGGUUUGACUGCAGUGGACACAUCUCUGGUCUGGGACUGUGUUUGUGUGUGUCCUCUCUGGACUAAGGUGUGUGUGUGUGUGUGUCCUCUCUGGACUAAGGUGUGUGUGUGUGUGUCCUCUCUGGACUAAGGUGUGUGUGUGUGUGUCCUCUCUGGACUGAGUUGUGUGUGUGUCCUCGUAUGCUAUGAUCUCACCCAGACCAAAAAUGAACUCUGUUUAUGUCCUGUACAUGCAAUACACACCCUAGCUCACAGUAACCCAUACACUAGCUAUAUAUUGAUCAUCAUUCCGUCAUUGUCCAAUGAAACGGCACCACUCAACAUGACCCUCCCACACCACAAAAUGUGUUCUUCGUUCUGCUCCAGAGCUAUGCAAGUUUUUUGGGGGGUUUUUACGCAAGAAAAAAAGAAAAUGCUUUAAUGUGCCUACCUUAAAAUGAACAAUGUGUGUCUCUGUCAUUCUGAUCGUUGGAUUGGAUGACAACAGACCUCACUUAUGAUUGUAAGAUACACUGAAUUUAUUUUUUACCUUUUAAUGAAUUUCUUAUUUUUUUGGCAUUUUUAAAUACUAUACUGUGUGUGGAUGCUGGUAUUGUGUAUGUCGCAUGAGAGAAGUUUGUGAAAGGAGGAGCGGUAGAGAGAACCAUGUUUAGGUAGAGAGAGAGUAUUGAGACACAGAUUUUUUUCUAUUGCUAUGAAUAUCAUUAUGACAGUUAAACUAGUGAGAUGUCAAUCAGCCGAGAGAACAAUCGUUGCCUGGGAACAGCCGGCUGCUGUCGACACCUGCAGCCAUGGUGGUGCUUCUUUUAAUGUUUUAAUUCAGUUGUAUUUUUUCUGUUUUUAACGUGCAAACAAAACAAUAUCAGCCAUAUGAAUGAAAGUGUGAUGAAGUCGCAGCAGAGGCAAAGAACGAGUGCGGGGGGGAUUCCCCAGAAUGCAUUGCACACAGGUGACGUGAUUGGCUCAAAGGGAUGUACCACACAGCCAACCAGGAAGUUCAUAGUUCUGUUUCAGAUAUAUCCCAUAAUAACCGACUUCACCUGUUGAACUGUCACUCGCAAGGCAGGAUCCCUCUUCUUAAAGGUAACGCUGUAAUCACAACACUGUACCCAAACAUACCAAGGAGCUAGGAACAUAGGUUUAUUAGUUAUUAAAUAAGAAAGGAGGUGGUAUUGUUUUCACAAGGGUGACUUCUGGCCCACUUAACCCUUGUGUUAUCUUCGGGUCAUUCUGACCCAUCAGUCAUUGUGACCCACCGUCGUAUUGCGACAGAUUUACCGCAUACAAAGACAAAGUGAAGCAUUUUCUUUUAACAGCUAGGCUGUCUCAGACCCCCCACAUUGCAAAGGUUAAAAGAAAAUUAUUUUAAUUUGUUUUUGCAUUGGGUAAAAUUGGGUAAACACAACGAUGGUUCGUUAUGAACCUUUGGGUCAUGUGACCCGAAGGCAGCACAAGGGUUAAAACAUAUACAGAUUCAAUAGAACAACCAAACUGCUGUUCGUGUCACAUCCUGUCUGUGCAGGAAACUGGGACUGUCAUUUGUUUUUAGGGGUGGGGGGAAAAAUCGAUUCGCAUUGAAUUACGAUUCAAUCUUCUAGCGAUUCAUAUCGAUUCACAAAUUUCUAAAAUCGAUUUUAAAAAAUUACAAUGAGUUUACUAAACUGUAAGACAAUACAUUUAAAGGUUUUGAUGCAUUGAGAUUUUUUUCUUCAACACUUAACUGACUAUAACAGUCAAAUAGAAACAAGUAACACUAAACAGCAAACUGGAAUCAAAUGUAAGCAUAUAUUGAAUCGAAAUUUGAUUAAAAAUCAAUGAAUCGAUUUUUGAUCGAAUCGUGACCCCAAGAAUCAAAUCGAAUUGUGAGGUACCAAAAGUUUCCCACCCCUAUUUGUUUUACUUUAAAAUAUCUUGUUUUUUAGUAACGCAGGAUAAUGUCGAUGCUUAAGAGUUUUGUCACAAUUAGGAAAGGAUAUAGGAGUAUAAUUGAAAGUUUCAAAAGCCAUCGUGUAUAUAUUUAUCUAUACUGUUAAAUGACUUUACAGGGAAUACAAUACAUUUUGUCACUUUAUGAAAUUCUAAAGUAAGAGUAAAGAAACUAUGAAAGGGAAUUUGUUUUAACGAUGCUUUCCUAAUCUUUGCACUAGUCUGAUCUUAACCAUAGCUUUUAUGCGGUCGCUUGUGAAACUGUUGUUGUAAGACUGGUUGAUAGACAACUGGAGGUUGUCUCUGGACUGAGCUUAGCUUUGGACGCUGUUUGGCGCGUAAAUAUGGACAUUCGACAGAACCUUAAUGACCAUCGCUGCACACAUGAUACUCAAAGAUCACUGUGAUCCAGGCUGGCUUACUCUUCAGAAUGGUUCUGGACACGGCCCGACAGACCGUCUGUAACACGUCGUGAACACGGCCCGACAGAGCGUCUGUAACACGCCGUGGACACGGCCCGACAGACCGUCCGUAACAGGCCGUGGACGCUCUAGACGGUGUCUCGGUUCUGCUCUGAUUAAACAACCAUGCACACGUCCGUUAACCUGAAUGACACCUUUCCAAGCUAUAGCUAAUGCUCUCGUUUGUUUUCAGUGAUUUCUGUGGAGAAGGAGAGCGUGUUCAGUGUUGGAGUGCAGCCCUGUGGUUUACUCAUUGACUGGGACCUCUAAACAGGACCAAAGGUCUGAGGUAGAACAAACGCUAACUGGACUGGCUAACCCUAACCCCUAACCUUGGCUCAACACGUCCAGCGCCCUCACCUCACCGCGUUCUCAGGGCAGAGCUUGUCUGUGUUGUGGUCACAUGUGCAGGUGGUCCGUUUGUGCGAGUCAUGAACUUUAUAUGACCCAGCCGUAGCUUCUGAACUAGUUUAGCAUUGCCAUCUUAGCGACACCUUAACUGGCAGCUUACUGUCUAGAAUACUACACCGUUCAUCACCUGUGGUGCUGUGCAAGGGGUCUUCUUAACCCCCACAUUUGUAUGUUUUUUUUUCUCCAUUGACUAAUGACAUGGACAAGUUCCAACACACAGACAAGCCAAGACCAAAUGACAAACGGAAUGCAUCCGAUCCGGAACAUUCUGUAGUUCUUGAGAACUAGAAAUUCCGGAACGGUACCUAUUUCACUCUAGAAUGUCAGUAACUGGAUGUUCUCGGUUUCAAAUUUGCGAAAACAGGUAAUAUUUCAGCAGGAAGAGUUGUAGCUCGCGUGAGGUCAUAAUGCUGCUUUUAAUAGUGAUUUUCCCUCUUUGGUAAAUACGGUAUCUGCUGGGCAAUAUGACCAGAUCAGACUUAUUGUGCCUCAGAAUUCUUGCUAGUUUGGUUUUCUGGAUUGAUUAUUGUGAUGUCUUAAAAAAGACAUGAAGGCUACACACAACUAGAGUUCUUUUUUUUGUUUUAAGUAUGAAUGUAUGACUUGUUUACUUUUGUUUUCUUUCUGUGAGAUAACCCUGUGCAUAUUAAACAAAUAAAAAAAACAUGUAAAACGUU